This is a messenger RNA of Ilex paraguariensis (yerba mate), 2299 nucleotides long. The record is from the annotation of a GenBank genome assembly. Lineage: Eukaryota; Viridiplantae; Streptophyta; Magnoliopsida; Aquifoliales; Aquifoliaceae.
GAGGGCUUUUUCAAAAAGACUGUAAUUUUUGAAAAAACCCAUUAACUUGAUUUUGAAUUUCACGUCCCAGAUGACCUCAAGUGGGUUGUCCCCAGGUGAUUUAAUUUUGGAGGACUUUUUCAAAAGAUUGCAAGUCUCUGAAAACCCAUUAACUUGAGUUUGAAUUUGUCGCCUAAAUGACCUCAAGUGGGCCAUUGUAACAGGGAUUGGAUAGUGAUACAGUUGCUUUGUUUGGGAAGCUUUCAUUGCAUCUUCUUCAUUGUCAUUAAAUUCCAUCCUUUCCAUUCGGUUGCCAUCGAAAAGAUAUUAUUCAUUUAUUAAAUAAAUUUGAUAAUCAAUUUUAUAAUAUUUUUGGAAAAUAUCAUACUUUUUUGGGAUGGUUGUAUCAUGUAUGAAGAUUGUCCCUUGUAUUCCUAUAAAUAUGGGUUUGAAAUUGUUCGGAUGAGCAUUCUGUUUCUGGGAUUUGCAGAUUUGGGUGUCUCUGGCCGUGAACAUACAUUUCUCCAGCUUGGGGUCUAAUGUAAGCCUGGUAUCAGGCUUGGUGUAAUGCUGUGAGCAACAAGAGUCUUUUCUUAAGACACGGGAAUUUCUUUGCAUCAAUGGAUGACAUUUUGGCCCGUCUCUUUGCCUUUACUUCUUAUAUAGGCAGUCGAUUCAUUCACUAUAUUGAGGAUCUAGUCUUCCGAGAUGUCAACAGAUGCUCAGAAAAUUUGGUGGCCAUUUUUUCUGCUCAACAGCCAGGACCAUCAAGUUACAGCAAUAGCAUAUCUGCUUCUGAGGCUUGUUCAUCUUCUCCAAGACCUUGCAAUGCUAGUACAAGUCUUGGGAUCCAUGAAACAAGAAUGUCAUAUCUCAAGAGGCAGUUGCUUGUAAAUUCAAGAUUCAGAAUUGUAAAAAGUAAUUUUUGUUCUUGGGGUGUCCGCUUCAUUUUUAAAGGGUUGACGCUCCCUUCAUGUGGUCUCAGAUUUGCUUGGAGGGUGGCAUUGGCCUCGUGGAAAUUUACUUUUCGUUAUGUUAGAUGUACACAAGUUCGCUUGAGGAGCAUUAUCUCCCGUAUGCGGAUAACUUGGUGUGGUUCUUCUGAUGACAUUGGAUGGUUGCAACGAGAUCCUCGAAUGGCUCCUGUGGAGGAUGGUUCAGGUAGAUUUCUGGAAUUGCUACAAGGCAUAAGGAAUGGAGAGCACAAGCUGCCCGAUUCAUAUGUUUAUCUGCUAAUUCCAGGGCUUUUUAGCAAUCAUGGUCCCUUAUAUUUUGUGAGCACCAAGAGGUUCUUUUCAAAGAUGGGUUUACCUUGCCAUAUUGCAAAAAUUCACAGCGAGGCACCAGUGGAGCACAAUGCAUGGGUAUUGAAGCAAUACAUUGAGGAGCUGUACUGGGGGUCUGGCAAACGAGUGAUGCUGCUUGGUCACAGCAAGGGUGGGAUUGAUGCUGCUGCUGCUUUGUCUCUUUAUUGGUGUGACUUAGAGGACAAAGUUGCUGGAUUGGCGGUGGUGCAAUGCCCAUUCGGUGGCACUCCUGUAGCUUCUGAUAUUCUUCGUGAGGGCCAGAUAGCUGACAAGGAAACCCGGAGGAUCAUGGAGCUCAUUAUAUGCAAGCUCAUAAAGGGUGACAUGCGGGCAUUGGAGGACCUGACAUAUGAGAAACGGAAGAAAUUCAUUAUGACGCACAAGCUACCCCAAAAUAUUCCUCUUAUCUCCUUCCACUCUGAAGCGGGUGUAGCACCGGGUGUCAUUACCACAUUGGCCCACAUUGCACACGCAGAACUUCCUUGGUUCCCUUUUCAUAGUCUUGGCAGUGAGGAGUCUGAAUUUGUUGUCCAAGGGGGGAGGAGGGUGCCAGUGGUGUUUCCUUUGUCUGCUGCAAUGGCUGUGUGUGCACUGCACCUGCGACUAAGGUAUGGCGAGAAGAGUGAUGGGAUGGUUACAUGCCGUGAUGCUGAAGUUCCAGGCUCGGUUGUCGUGAAACCAAAUUGGAAACUUGAUCAUGGAUGGAUGGUUUUCUCUUCGUGGAAGAACGAUCAAUGUGAGAAUGGUGCCUGUGAAAUUUCUGAGGCUCUGUUGACUCUGCUUGUGGAGCUUGGCAAGGGAAGGAAUGGAGAUAUAGGUUAGGAAGUAAUACUUCUGAGAAGUGUUUUCUUGCUUAAAGUUCUACUCUCUUGGAAACAACUUGUAUAAUGAAAUGAAAUGGCAACAAAUGUUGCUUAAUAGCUGCAAAUCUGACCAGUCCUUGCACUUGCUUAAUUUUAGUGCUUUGAAUAGUCUAUGGGAAUGCUAUUUGAUUAUUUUGUCUAUAAAUGGCC